This is a messenger RNA of Alternaria atra, 912 nucleotides long. RefSeq lists its product as uncharacterized. The transcript has a single exon. The record is from RefSeq and is a predicted model, not a curated record. Lineage: Eukaryota; Fungi; Ascomycota; Dothideomycetes; Pleosporales; Pleosporaceae. The coding region runs from base 1 to 912 and encodes 303 amino acids.
AUGGCACUCAAGUCCUUGAAAUCUGCUCACACAUUCCCAGGGUACACGACAGCAACCUCGUCCUACGUUAAGAACGUCACGGGCCCCCGUCCCGCCCUAUAUAAAUCCCAAUCGCCGCCAAUCAACGACUUCAACUUCAAGUCGCUCUGCCACAACACCGAAUCACAAUGCGUCUUCGCCCAUAUCCGUGCCACCAGCGGUUCCGUCGUAACGCAAGUGAACAGUCACCCCUUUGUCUUCGGCCGCCACGUCUUCAUGCACAACGGCGUCAUCUCCAACUUCUCAUCCAUCCGCCGCGAAAUGACCUCCCUCCUCUCCUUCGACGCAUACUGCAACGUACUAGGUAGCACGGAUUCCGAGCACGCCGCCGCCCUCUACAUGACCAACCUGACCAACAGCAGCGGCAAAGAAAGCUGGGAGAAAGCAUAUCCCCUCAGCAAAAUGCUCGAGGCCAUGCAAAAGACCGUCAUCCAGAUCCUCACACUCCAGAAGAAGAUACUCGGUGAAACUAACACACCAAACUCUCUUAACUUCUGCACAACCGAUGGCACGAAAAUGCUCGCUAUCCGCUUCCGGAACCAUGUCUCGCAGCAGCCGCCGAGCCUUUAUUGGUCAGAGUUUGCGGGACGUACGCUCAAUACAAAGUACCCUGGCAACCCGGAUAGUAAGAGUGGCGGGAGUGCAGACGCAGGUGCAGAGAUUGGGGAAGAAGGCGCGAUGGGUAAACAUACUAUUAUUGCGUCUGAGCCUACAACGUACGACGAGAAGGAAUGGCAUUUGAUUAAGAGAAACUGCGCGCUUAUGGUGGAUGAGGAUGGAAUUGAACGCGAAGAGAAGAUUCAAUAUGAUGAGGGUCUGAAUGCGAGGGAUCCAAAGUUUGAUGGCGCAGUUAGGGCGAGUGAACAGCACUAA